This is a messenger RNA of Tinamus guttatus (white-throated tinamou), 2522 nucleotides long. RefSeq names its product potassium voltage-gated channel subfamily D member 2 (gene KCND2). Gene Ontology annotation, cellular component: postsynaptic membrane; dendritic spine; voltage-gated potassium channel complex. The record is from RefSeq and is a predicted model, not a curated record. Gene Ontology annotation, biological process: action potential; potassium ion transmembrane transport; protein homooligomerization. Lineage: Eukaryota; Metazoa; Chordata; Aves; Tinamiformes; Tinamidae. Gene Ontology annotation, molecular function: voltage-gated monoatomic ion channel activity involved in regulation of postsynaptic membrane potential; protein binding; A-type (transient outward) potassium channel activity.
CCCCUUGAACUUGUUGCUCGGCGCUCGGCGGUGGCGGAGGGGGUGGGGGUGGGGGAAAGCCUUAUUAUCGAUGUCCCUUUGGAUGCGAUCAAGCUUUCUCAGGAGCAACUACUUGCCCGCCGUUCCCGGCGGGGCACGGAGAUAUAGCGGUAGAGCCUGUAUUUCUAAAAAGUCUCUAUGCAACUGAGCGCUCUCGCCAUACUUUCCCAGUGGCCAUACCAGAAGUAUCUCUAGACUGACUCACUCAGCUGUAGUAGCUGUUCAGGACCAUGGCAGCAGGAGUGGCAGCAUGGUUACCCUUUGCCAGGGCGGCCGCCAUAGGAUGGAUGCCAGUGGCCACAGGUCCCAUGCCAGCUGCGCCACGGCAGGAGAGGAAGCGAAGCCAGGACUCUCUGAUUGUGCUGAAUGUGAGUGGUAUCCAGUUCCAGACAUGGUUGGACACCUUAGAGCGCUACCCAGACACUCUGCUGGGCAGUUCAGAGCGGGACUUCUUCUACCACCCAGAGACCCAGCAGUACUUUUUUGACCGGGACCCUGACAUUUUUCGCCACAUUCUCAACUUCUACCGAACAGGGAAGCUUCAUUACCCCCGCCAAGAGUGCAUCUCUGCUUAUGAUGAGGAGCUGGCCUUCUUUGGCAUCAUCCCUGAGAUCAUUGGCGACUGCUGUUACGAGGAGUACAAGGAUCGCCGACGUGAGAAUGCUGAGCGCCUGCAGGAUGACGCUGAUCAGGAUCAUGCAGCUGAGAGCUCCCUGCCCUCAAUGACAGCUCGGCAGAGGAUGUGGCGGGCCUUUGAAAACCCACACACCAGUACACUGGCUCUGGUCUUCUACUAUGUCACUGGUUUCUUCAUUGCAGUCUCUGUUAUUGCCAAUGUGGUGGAGACAGUGCCCUGUGGGGUAAGCCCGGGCCGCAUCAAGGAGCUGCCCUGUGGAGAACGCUACGCAGUGGCUUUCUUCUGUCUGGAUACUGCCUGUGUCAUGAUCUUCACAGUUGAAUAUCUGUUACGCUUGCUGGCAGCCCCUAGUCGUUACAAGUUUGUGCGCAGUGUCAUGAGCAUCAUUGACGUGGUUGCCAUCAUGCCGUAUUACAUUGGCCUGGUGAUGACAGAUAACGAGGAUGUCAGUGGGGCUUUUGUGACACUGCGGGUCUUUCGUGUCUUCAGGAUCUUUAAGUUUUCCCGCCACUCACAGGGGCUGCGCAUCUUGGGUUACACCCUGAAAAGUUGUGCCUCGGAAUUAGGCUUUCUCCUCUUCUCCCUCACCAUGGCCAUCAUCAUCUUCGCCACAGUCAUGUACUAUGCAGAGAAAGGUUCAUCAGCCAGCAAGUUCACCAGCAUCCCUGCUGCCUUCUGGUACACCAUUGUCACCAUGACAACUCUGGGGUAUGGCGACAUGGUGCCGAAGACAAUAGCUGGCAAGAUUUUUGGUUCAAUAUGCUCUCUGAGUGGGGUCUUGGUCAUUGCUUUGCCUGUUCCUGUAAUUGUCUCCAACUUCAGCCGUAUAUACCACCAGAACCAACGAGCAGACAAGCGCAGGGCACAAAAGAAAGCCAGACUUGCUCGAAUUCGUGCAGCAAAGAGUGGGAGUGCUAAUGCCUACAUGCAGAGCAAACGAAAUGGCUUACUGAGUAACCAGUUGCAGCAGCCCUCCAGUGAAGAAGAACAGGCCUUUGUUAGCAAAUCUGGCUCUUCCUUUGAAACACAGCACCACCACCUGCUUCACUGCCUGGAAAAAACCACGAAUCAUGAGUUUGUGGAUGAACAAGUCUAUGAAGAGAGCUGCAUGGAGGUUUCCACAGUCAAUAGACCCCCAAGCCAGAGCCCCUCUCUCUCAUCUCAACAAGGCGUUACCAGCACCUGCUGCUCACGAAGACACAAAAAGACUUACCGCAUCCCAAACACCACCCUCACCGGCAGCCGUCAAGGCAGUGUACAAGAGCUCAGCACCAUCCAGAUCCGAUGCGUGGAGAGAACACCUCUGUCCAACAGCCGAUCCAGCUUAAAUGCCAAAGUGGAGGAGUGUGUUAAACUAAACUGUGAGCAGCCUUACGUCACUACAGCAAUAAUUAGCAUCCCGACACCUCCGGUCACCACACCUGAAGGAGAUGAUAGGCCAGAGUCUCCUGAGUACUCAGGAGGAAACAUUGUCAGAGUAUCUGCUUUAUAAAAUAAGGAAUUAUUUGUAAAUCAGGAAAAAAAAGAAAAAAGAAAAAAAAAAGACCAUUGCAAGUUGAGCUCUAGCAGUGAGCAAGUUGUCUGGAAGAAGGAAAGAGCUGACAACGACAAGGCCCCCUCGACGCGUGCGCCAGCAGCCACCCAUCGAGACGUACAGAAGAAAACCACCCUGGGUUUCGGUGUCGGAGCGCGUUACCCCGAAUGGAGUUUCUACACCGUGUGUGAACAGAUAAUGCAGUGGAAGCUUCUGCGACCGUUCUGACUUACUAUAUGAGCACAAUGAAAUGUCCCCAUUGAUGCUUCUUCUUAUCAUGAGAGCUCUUUUUAGAAAAAAAGAAAAAACACA